AUGGCUGAAACAAAAAACACUCAUUACAUUGUUGAAAUCCCAGUAGACCAAGAACAUCGUGAAACCAACAACAAGGCUUUGUUGUGUUCCAACAUGUUUGAUGCUAUUGAUGAUCAUCCAUUAACCGAAAUCUCUGAAUCUCCUGGUCACCUCUUACUCUUAAAGCUAUGGCAAAGAGAAGAAAACCUCUUCGCCAAACGCAUAUUAAGAAAAGAAACUAGAAUGGAUUCGAUAAAAUCUGAACUCUUUCAACUCUCUUCGUUUUUCUUCAUCUUCCAUGGCUUUUUCUUAACACUUUUGUUUACUUCAUGGGCCAAAACCCAACAGAAGGGUGGUAGUAGUUGUAGGAUUUGGUGGAUACCUUCUAUGAUUUCUCUUUGCACUUCGCUUGUGUUUGUGUUUUUGGUUCAGGUGAAGCUGUAUAGGUAUUGGAAAGUGUGGGAACAGUUACAGAGGGAGAGGAAUGAUAGUAGAGGUGUUGGGAGGUGUAUUCAGGAGUUGAGGAUGAAAGGUGCUAGCUUUGAUUUGUCGAAGGAGUUGGGUUUGAAUGGGAAGAGGAUGAAGAGUUCGAGUGUUGAGAUUAAAUGGAAGGUGGUUACUUGGUUUUCUCGGUAUUUGAUUACUGUUUGUCUUGUUUGUUUUACAGGUUCGGCUUUUCCUGCUUCCAAGUUUGUUUUGUGUGGCUUGUGA
Messenger RNA from Lathyrus sativus (Indian pea), 690 nucleotides. Lineage: Eukaryota; Viridiplantae; Streptophyta; Magnoliopsida; Fabales; Fabaceae. The record is from the annotation of a GenBank genome assembly.